Messenger RNA from Mesorhabditis belari, 1494 nucleotides. The record is from the annotation of a GenBank genome assembly. NCBI's taxonomy places the organism in Eukaryota, Metazoa, Nematoda, Chromadorea, Rhabditida, Rhabditidae.
AUGCCAACGUCAAAUCAGUCGCACUCCGAGUACAGCUUGAAGAAAAACACCCCAGCAAAAAAUGAGCAACGACUGCGAUCGGCGACUGAUGUGGGCCCGAGCUAUGAACGCGAGGAGAAAGAUCAAGAAGUCGAUGCUCCAUACAGAAGUCGCCUCUAUCAACUCUUCGGCUUGAUCGAAAAAGAAUUUGAUGCCUUGUACGCAGAGAAUUGCGAGCUGAAUGCAAAAAUCGCUGCACUGACGGAGAAAUUCGGCGACUCGGUAGUCUCAUCGGUGCCCGUUUCGGAAAUCGUGCAAAAUAACUCGGAAAUCGUGGCCUUGAAAGGAUCUGGGAAAAAGGCUAUGCAAAUGGGCCUCAAAUUGCGCACGGCUCUUCGUGGACCACCCGGACGACUCGUUUUUAAAGUUGGUGGAGCGGAUGGGCGAAAUUUUCGGAUGACUUCUCGUUUCACUGGGCAUCGUGAUGGUGUAUGGCACGUUUCAGCGAAUGAAGUGGCAAAAGUUGUCGCAAGCGCGAGCGCUGAUCAAACGGCUCGGGUCUUCUCGUUGGACACCGGUGUCUGUUUGGGAACAUAUGUUGGACAUACUGGAUCAGUAAAUUCCGUUUCUUUGUGCCCGACCUCGAUUCAAACCGAUACUUUGAUUUAUUGCUCGGCGAGUGGUGACGAGAGUGCUCACAUUUGGAAAAUUCCUGCAAAUACAGAAGCCAAGCCUGUUCACCAUACUAGCAGCGAGGAUGAGAAUGCGGAUUUGAUUGAGAAAGAGGAAGGCGAUAAUACGGAAACGAAUGAUAAUGAACCACAAAACGCUGAGGGAGCAAAGAUACGAAAUCCGCAAAUUCGACUCACCGGGCAUACGGGAGCCGUCGUGAGCUGCGAUUGGCUGGCCGGCGGGCACCAGUUGCUCACGGCAAGCUGGGACCGAACGGCAAACGUUUACGACGCGGAACGAGGAGAGAUCUUGAACAUUCUAUCAGGUCACGAACAAGAAUUGACCCAUUGCUCUGCGCAUUCAUCGCAAAAAUUGGUCGUCACUUCGAGUAAGGAUUACACCUUUCGCUUAUGGGAUUUCAGAGAGUCAAUUCAAAGUGUGGCCGUUUUUCAGGGGCAUAAUGACUCGGUUUCGUGUGUUUCUUUCUCGUCGGGUGAUCGCCUCGUUUCGGGGAGUGAUGAUCGAACGGUUAAGGUUUGGGAUCUUCGUAAUAUGCGUUCUGCUUUGACGACGAUUCGGCUCACUUCUUCCGUGAAUCGUUUAGCUGUUAGUCAAGUGCAUUCAGUUGUUGCCAUUCCACACGAUAAUCGUCAUGUGCGAAUCUAUGAUCUUAACGGCGUUCGCAUACCGAGAGUACCCAAUAGAAGGUGCCAUCAUCGUAUCGUUUCCGGCGUCGCUUGGGCCGAUGAUCAUCCGACGACCAAUUUGAUCACUUGUGGCUUCGAUGGACAGGUAAUCGGCUGGAAAGUUGCUUUGGGAAAAGAGUCAAAAGAAGCGAAAGAA